AUGGCUGCUGCAACAAUUAGAAUUAGAUGGACACGCAGAGUCACCACGGUAAGCCAGGGUAAAGACACCAUGCCAUGUAUUCGUAAGGAUGUACAAUGCACGGCCGCGGAUCACUUUCCGGUUGCUAGCAGCGUUUCUGGAAGUCUGGAAGAUAGGGCGAGGGUAACGAAAAGAUUGGGUGGAUUGUCGAACCGCAUCUCUGGUGUUUUGCAAAUGCGCUCGCCGGGUUCCAGCCUGUCGGGGAAGCAAAUUGGUCGCGGCGUAGGUGGACAUGGUGACGCUGUCUUGGAGGUUAGUGAGUCUAGAGUCUAG
Molecule: messenger RNA, 312 nt
Organism: Colletotrichum abscissum
Lineage: Eukaryota; Fungi; Ascomycota; Sordariomycetes; Glomerellales; Glomerellaceae
Exons: 1
Coding region: 1-312 (103 amino acids)
Source: RefSeq, a predicted model, not a curated record